CCCUUCACUCCUCCUCACAUAUUGCCCGGCUCACCUCUUGGCUUGACGGCACUCACACCUUAUACCUUCCACUAGCAUACCUGUGGCCUCUUCUUUACCCUUCUUACGUCGCCCGACCUCUCAAGUCUUCUAGUCGGCGUCUCUCUCUCUCUUCUAUCCUUCCUUCGCCCCCUUAUCCUCCCGCCUCCCACCAUGGCUGCUCCCUCGGGAUCCGUCCCACCCCCCGGCUUCCACCCUGCCUCGGCUCAGAAUGAGUUCCUCCAAGAACAGAAGGGCUUCCCCGUCCCCGCAACCCAGACACACGCCUCUUCCAUGUUCUCCUUUGCCGACCCCCUCCUCCGUCCCAUUGCAAACACAUUUGCUCAAUUGCAAGAUACAAGGCAGAAGCUCGCACUGCCCAAUCCGGGAACAGUAGAGCAUCUCACUAGGGAGGUCAAGGCGACUCAUCUCAACAAUUACUUCUUUGAUGGAGCUAGGGCAGACCUCACAAAGGCCAUUAGCAUCAACCCCAUCUUCCAGAUUACACAUGCCUUUUCUCAUGGUUCGCAGAGCGAGCCUCCUUCCUACAACUUUGGCGCAGUGAUGGGAGAUGACUCGACCUUUCUGCAAGGUGGUAUCAGCGAUAGCGGCAGCGUUACCAUGCGCGCAAAUCGCAAGCUGACCCCAGGUCACACCGCCAAGGUGCAAGCCCAACUCGCCAGCGCUGGUGGCCAAUCCUUUGUGCAAUUGGAGCACGACUACCAAGGUCUAGACCACUCGCUCAACCUCAAGGCCAUGAACCCCUCGCCAGCAGACGGCACUGGAAUCUACAUGGUCAACUUCCUCCAGUCCCUCACCCGCAAUUUUGCCCUUGGUCUCGAGACGGUGUACAUGCGUCCCUCCGUGGAUAGUCAAGAGGCCAACACGGGCUACAUGGCCAAGUGGACCUCGGAUGCCCGAGAUGCAAUUGCAACGGUGCAGUACCAGGGCACAGGUGUAGCCCAGGCAACCUACUGGCAGCGACUGGCAGACAAGGUCGAUGCCGCCGUCGACCUGCAGGUCAUCACUGCCGGUGGGCGUCGCGAAGCCCAAGCGACCAUUGGUGCAAAGUGGGACUUCCGCAUGUCCACUUUCCGAACCCAAGUCGAUUCGACGGGUAAAGUCUCUUCACUGCUAGAGACGAGACUCGCACCCACCUUUGCAUUCACCGUCGCGGGAGAGAUUGAUCACUUCAAGAAUGCGGCCAAGUUUGGAGUGGGAGUGUCGAUUGAGAGCGCGGGUGAUAUUCCCAUGGACCCGAAUGCUGCGCCGCCUGCGCCUCCUUCGGUGCCGAUGUAGAUAGGGAAAGAAGACAUUUGCGGACGGAAGGAGGAGAGGAAGGAAAGGCUGGUAGGGGGUGACAGAUGGACCACAGUCGUCUGAGGUCUAGAAGAUAGUGGUGGAGAUGGGGGGUAGGGCCGUUGCAAUCGAGCAAAGACCAGCUAGCUAGCUCGCGGAAAAGGGGGAACUGGGAGGUCCUCUUGAGAAAGGAGGGGAAAGAGGGAAAGAGGUUGAUUUCUCUUGUACACAAUGAACUCGCUCAAUCGCUCGGUGGUCUGUCGCUCCGAUUCGUCAGGAGGGAGGGAUCGAUUGUCAUAAUGAACGCACACCAUUCUCAAGCCCUCUAAGUACAACUGUCCGACGAGGGAGAAG
Microstroma glucosiphilum is the source of this 1671-nucleotide messenger RNA. RefSeq lists its product as hypothetical. Gene Ontology annotation, cellular component: mitochondrial outer membrane translocase complex; mitochondrial outer membrane. Gene Ontology annotation, biological process: protein import into mitochondrial matrix. The record is from RefSeq and is a predicted model, not a curated record. Gene Ontology annotation, molecular function: transmembrane protein transporter activity. The transcript is spliced from 2 exons. NCBI's taxonomy places the organism in Eukaryota, Fungi, Basidiomycota, Exobasidiomycetes, Microstromatales, Microstromataceae. Bases 193 to 1317 code for a protein of 374 amino acids.